Molecule: messenger RNA, 1501 nt
Organism: Caenorhabditis elegans
Lineage: Eukaryota; Metazoa; Nematoda; Chromadorea; Rhabditida; Rhabditidae
Source: the annotation of a RefSeq genome assembly
AUGUGCCUGUGGAGAAAUUCCACGUAUGAGCUUGACACAUUUGCUCCGUCAGUUCUUCAUCCAAUUGCAAUGAUAGAAAUUCCAAUUCACUUGUUAGCUUCUUAUAUAGUCAUAUUCAAAACUCCACCGACAAUGGCUUCUGUUAAAUGGAUGAUGGUGUUCAUGCAUUUUUGUAGUGCCUUCCUGGACUUAUUCCUCAGUGCCCUAUCCACCCAAUACUACCUCGUACCGGUAUUCGGUGGCUACAUGCGUGGAAUACUCACAGAUCUUGGUGUAUCCUCCAUUAUCCAAGGGCACAUGUUCAUAGUUUCAAUGUGUGUCGCCGGGGUUUCUAUUCUCGGAUUUUUCGAAAGUCGCUACAAUGCUAUCGUUAAAAGAAACUGUCGCGAAUACGAUGGAGAAGAAUCUCCAACGAUCACGACUUUCAUAAUUAUUGCAUAAUUAUGCACUCUACAAUGGACGCUAGCAACAUCGAGCACAUCUAUCACCAUUGCUCAAGGGACAACCGUACAGUCGAUACAUAUAAGGAACAACCACGUGAACCAUUUACGCCGUGAAAUCCGGAUGGAUGCACACAAGGAGCAGCAGAGGAUGACAACAACACGUUCCACGCCAUGACCUUGCCACGCGAUUAUGAACAACUCAAUCCUGGACACGUGGACCAUAUUGCCAACCUUGGAGGGACUUCCCGAAUCAGUUCUCGUUUUAUGUUCUCGCUUUAACUUCUUACUUGUUCUGUUGGUGUUACUAGAUCUUCGUCAAUAAACGAUUGUAGAGUCACCUUUUGUACUGUUAGUUUAACUUAUAUAAAAUACCACUGAACGCACUGCAAAACAGAAACCGAGGGUCAAUUUUCAAGACUAAAGGUAGAUUGUUGUAUAUUGUAUUACAUUAUACCUAUGCAUUUUGUUUCACACUUCCAUUACUUUUUUACCCGCUCGAUCAGGAAGAAGGACGGCGAUUUGUGAAAGAGGCACUUCCUUGUGUACCUCACUCUAUAAUCGACCACCCCGAUUUCUACCUCUUUAUUGAUAAACCAUAUGUACUUGCAAUAUACUAUGGAAUAACUGCAACUGUUCUCUCAGCAGAAGGUAUCUAUUACUUUACACGCACUGCCUUAUACCUCUCCAGCAACAAAGCCAAAUCUCAAAGGACUCAUAAACUUCAAGUACAAUUCUUUAUUGCAUUAACAUUUCAAAUUAUGAUUCCAUUAUGUGUUUUGAUUCUGCCAAUUGCCUACCUCAUCAGUGCAUUUAUAACGAAACAUUUUGAUCAGAUCGCCAUCAAUAUCGCUUUAAAUUUCAUUGCACUCCACGGGUUGACUUCCAGUACAGUUAUGCUCAUAGUUCAUAAACCAUAUCGAGAAGCAGUUAUAAAUAUAUUCUGCAUCUGGGAAAAAUGCCAUCAAAGACCAGAAAAUUCGAUUAGUGACCAAACAUUGAUGAUCGUAUCAAGUGUUGUGGUUAUCCGGCGGGCCAGCAGAAUGUCAAAAAUGAUUUGA